AUGGUGAAAAAUGAUGGAACAAAAUACGAACGCGAAAUUUGCGAAAUUUUAAAUUCAUCACAUAAAACUGAUUCAUGGCCGACAAACUUUAGAAAUGUAAAGGGAGAUAAAGGAGUUGAUAUAAUUUCUUAUUACAAAGACAAACCAUUAAUAAUUCAAUGCAAAGAUCUAGCCAAGAAAGUAGGCAUUAAUCAUGUGAGAGAAUUGAAUGGAAUCAUGCCCUAUAAUUCCAAUUUGUUUAGGAUAAUGGUUUCGAAAAGGGGUUAUACAAAAUAUGCAUUGGAUUUCAAAAAAAUGAAUAAAAAUUUGAUUCUUACAGAUGGAAAGAAUAUAAUUCAAGAUAUUAAGAAACAUUACGAUAAUUAUAAAAAUAAAAUCGAGAAAAAAGAUGCGAGAGUGCAUAAAAAAAUCAAGAGGUUAACUGAAACUAAUAAAAAAUUACGACAAUUAAUUUCUCAAUUACAAAAUGAUCAAUAA
This is a messenger RNA of Funneliformis geosporum, 477 nucleotides long. NCBI's taxonomy places the organism in Eukaryota, Fungi, Glomeromycota, Glomeromycetes, Glomerales, Glomeraceae. The record is from the annotation of a GenBank genome assembly.